UUCGCGGACUCGAAUUUUAGAUUUUGAGUAGGAAGAAGAGAACGAACCCUAGCCAGACAGCUAGGCAGAUUUGACCAGGUUCGAGCACGAAGCUCAAUCAAGCUCCGGUUUUACUCCGCCUAGACCAAGAGACGUUAAUUUACUCUCGUCGGGUCCGCUCCACUCCUCCCAGCUCUCAAUUCUUCGAUGACAAGCGCUUGGACAAAUAAGAGCUUUGCAAUGAUACAUAGUGGGUAUAGAAAGGGAGUGGGAGAAUCAGGGUGGAGUUUUGGGUAUUGGUUUUUUUUAUAAUUGGAGAUUGUUGUUGCUACUUUCUGAAGCUCUGGCAAAAUGUUCAUGGGAGGAUGAGGAGACCAAAUUAAAUUUCAAAUUUUGUAAUAGCUUGUUGGAGCAUCUUUGGAGCAAAUGAGCAAUGGAGCUUGUGGAGUACCGCUCACAAUUGGAGGAAUUGCUCUGUUGGUUUGCUUCAUGGUUUUGAUUUUGCAAUAGUUUUCGUUAUUGUCAGAGUAGAUGCUGAUGAUAAUGGGAUAUGUGUGUGGAUAGAGUUUCAUGAUUUUUCAAAUUGGGAUUUUUGUUUCUUUAUUUAUUUAGUUCUGUUUUUGUGUGUGCAGUGAGAUAUUUGUCAUUUUUUUCUGGUAUUGCAAAUGAGUGGUCACUUCUCUCGCACAAUCUACGUUGGCAACCUACCCUCUGAUAUUAGAGAAUGGGAGGUUGAAGAUCUGUUCUACAAGUAUGGUCGUAUUUUGGAUAUCGAAUUGAAGAUUCCACCACGUCCUCCAUGUUAUUGUUUUGUUGAGUUUGAGAAUUCCCGGGAUGCUGAAGAUGCAAUCAGGGGUCGAGAUGGUUAUGACUUUGAUGGUUGUCGUUUGAGGGUUGAGCUUGCUCAUGGUGGUAGAGGACAAUCCUCCAGUGAUCGUCGGGGUGGGUACGGUGGGGGUGCAGCUAAGUUUGGCAUCUCACGCCAUUCUGAAUAUCGAGUUAUUGUUCGUGGGCUCCCUUCUUCUGCUUCCUGGCAAGAUUUGAAGGAUCACAUGCGAAAAGCUGGCGAUGUGUGUUUUGCUGAAAUUUCGCGCGACAGUGAUGGGACUUUUGGUGUUGUUGAUUAUACCAAUUAUGAUGACAUGAAAUAUGCUAUCCGUAAACUUGAUGAUACUGAGUUUAGAAAUCCCUGGGCAAGAGCUUAUAUUCGGGUGAAGAGAUAUGAGGGCAGUCCAUCCAGGAGUCGAAGUAGAAGCCGCAGCAGAAGCCGGAGCAUUAGAAGAGACCAGAGUAAAUCACGGGAACGAUCUCUAUCCAAAUCACCAGUUAAGUCUAGAUCUGCAUCUCCUGUUAAGUUAUCCAGAGCAAGAUCAAGAUCAAGGUCAAGGUCAAGGUCAGCAUCACCGGAUAAGGCACGCUCGGUUAGCCACUGAUGCUCAUACGGUAAAAGUAAGAAGUCCAGCGGUGCUUGCAUGAAUGGAGUUUACGGGGAAAGUUUUGUUGCAUGUCUGAGCAGAAUAUUACCGGAUAUUGUCUUUGGGGACAACCUUGGGAUUAGCUGUGUUUGUUGGUAGUGACGCGUUAAUUUGAGUACACUGGUGGAUGAACUGAGCUUAAUCAUUUUCUCAUUUUGAUAGUAUAGCAUUUUUCUUUAAAAUUUUAAUUUACUGAUCUUGCUCGGUCUUCUGACCCUUUAGCAAUCGUGUAAGACUGCACUUUGUUGGUGUUUUCUUUGGUUAUUAAUUUAUAAUUAUAUUCACGAA
Molecule: messenger RNA, 1742 nt
Organism: Theobroma umbraticum
Lineage: Eukaryota; Viridiplantae; Streptophyta; Magnoliopsida; Malvales; Malvaceae
Source: RefSeq, a predicted model, not a curated record